Messenger RNA from Oreochromis niloticus (Nile tilapia), 1654 nucleotides. RefSeq names its product rho guanine nucleotide exchange factor 15. The coding region runs from base 533 to 1414 and encodes 293 amino acids. NCBI's taxonomy places the organism in Eukaryota, Metazoa, Chordata, Actinopteri, Cichliformes, Cichlidae. The transcript has 9 exons. The record is from RefSeq and is a predicted model, not a curated record. Gene Ontology annotation, biological process: activation of GTPase activity. Gene Ontology annotation, molecular function: guanyl-nucleotide exchange factor activity.
ACCUGAUGCAGUAGAUUAUGUACUAUAUACAGCACAGUCUUAUUUAGUCUCAUUAAACCAAUCACUGAUUGUACAAAUUUAUUUAUUACUUUAUUAUUUGUCACUCCGACGCAUUUUAAUUAAAAAGAUGCAGUUCUGACAUUUUUUAGGCUUUACUUCCCAGCAGGAAGUGAUGCUGCUGGGAAACUCUUCAGUAAAGAGUGACGGUGACAGUGUUAAAUCUAAGGCAUGAAAAUGGAAACAUAGCUUUAAAGUACCAAUAAAAUUCAAGUUAAAAAAAAAGGAAAGCCUAAAACAUCACCAAAAAGUUAAAUGAGUAAUUCUUGGUUUACUGAUAACUGAUUAUGCAGGUCAUUGCUCCACUGGGAAUCAGAGUGAUUCUUGUUAAUAUACGUAGUAAUCCAGAAAAUGUUUGACUCGUUUCCCUGUUUCAGAACCUCUCUACCAGACGUACCGGGCUUCUGUCAUCACAAAGGAGAUCCGGCGCCAGACAGUUUGCCGUAACAUCAGCAAAACUAGUGCGGACUAUGCUAUGGACCACCCCGGUCGUCGACCUGGGACUGGAACCGGAAACGGGUUCGGGACUGGUAAUGGAGGACCGAGGGGCAGCCCGGUGCCCACACCGACUCAGAGCACUCUGUGGCAGGAACUCCCAAAUGUGCGGGACAGCGGGGUGCUGGAGAAUCUCAGCUCUGACCAGUGCAAGUACCAGGAGAGUAUGUUUGAGGUCCUGACAUCAGAGAUCUCUUACUUGCGAUCUCUUCAUGUUCUGACCGAACACUUCAUGGAGAGCCGGGAGCUGGAAGAGACAAUGAUCAUCAGAGACAGGAAGACGCUCUUCUCCAACAUCCUGAAGAUCCGUGAGGUCAGCGAGAGAUUCUUGAAAGACUUGGACGAACGCAUAUUUCAGAACGUGGUGUUCUCUGACAUUUGUGAUAUAAUCAACUACCACGCCAAGCACAACUUCCCCGCCUACAUCGACUACGUACGCAACCAGAUCUACCAGGAAAAGAUAUUCACUGAGCUCAUGAAGAGCAAUCUGCAGUUCAGUGCAGUCAUCACUCGUCUCCAAGAGUCGCCUCAGUGCCAGCGGCUGCCCUUCAUGUCUUUCUUGCUACUGCCCUUCCAGCGAAUAACACGCAUCAAAAUGCUCAUUGAGAACAUCCUGAAGAGAACAAAAGAGGGGACGAAAGAGGAGGAGACAGCCUCAAAGGCUUUGGCCUCUGUGUCCAAGAUCAUUGACAUUUGUAACACAGAGGUGGGAAAGAUGAAACAGAUGGAGGAGCUUAUUCAUAUCUCUACGACACUGGAGUUUGACAAGCUCAAGGCCAUCCCCAUCAUCUCCCAGACUCGAUAUCUGGAGAAAAGGGAGAGCUCCAGGAAAUGUCCAAAGGAGCGACUCUCUUCAACAUGAGGGCAAAGUUCACUCCUGUCUACUUCUUCCUGUUCAACGACCUGCUCGUCAUUGCUGCCAAAAAGGGGUCAGACAUGGACAGGUGGAUGGCAGCUUUCCCCAACACCACCAACCAAGAGAGAGAUGAUAAGGAAGUGAUUUACGAGGACUGGGACUGUCCUCAGGUGCAGUGCGUGGAACAGUACAUUGCCCAGCAAGCGGACGAGCUCAACCUGGAGCCCACUGAGAUCAUCAACGUUA